CGGCCGAGGCGGAAGAGAUGGCGAAUUCUACUCUGUCCUCUCCCAGCACAGCGGGAAGGAUGUGCACGCAGUGGAAUUACAGUACGGCCUCCCUCCGGGCGCCUCCUUUGGAUUACUCCUUCCGGGGCAUCAGCUUCGUGCAAGACCUGCUGACGGAGGAGCCGCGUCCUGGCCUCAAGCCCAUCAAGCAGUCAGAGGCGGGCCGGAUGAUGACCCAGGCCAUCCGGCUCAACAACAACACCCUCAAUGACUUGACCCACUUCCCAGAGAUCGUGGCACAGCUGGUGGAGUAUCCUGAGGAGAUCUACUGGAUCGACCUCUCCUUCAAUGACCUGCCCACCAUCGACCGGAUGCUGACCACCUAUUACAAUCUGCACAACCUCAAUCUCCAUGGCAACAGCAUCCAGCAACUGUCGGAAGUGGACAAGCUGGCCGUGCUGCCUCACCUGCGGAGCCUGACGCUGCACGGCAACCCCAUCGAAGAGGAGAAGGGCUACAGGAGCUACGUCGUGUCCACCUUGCCCCGACUGAAGUCCUUCGAUUUCAGCGGCGUCACAAAGCUGGACCGCUCAACUGCCGCCGUUUGGAGACGCAUGAACAUCAAGCCCAAGGUGGUCCGGAGAAGACGGGAUGAUUACUGACCGCCACGCCGCUUCUGCCGGACGGACGGCAGCGAG
Messenger RNA from Elgaria multicarinata webbii, 677 nucleotides. It is a transcript of the gene LRRC51, whose product is annotated as leucine rich repeat containing 51. The record is from RefSeq and is a predicted model, not a curated record. NCBI's taxonomy places the organism in Eukaryota, Metazoa, Chordata, Lepidosauria, Squamata, Anguidae. Bases 18 to 641 code for a protein of 207 amino acids. The transcript is spliced from 6 exons. Gene Ontology annotation, molecular function: protein binding.